AUGGAUCAAAUCCCGCCGUACGAGUUCAAUAAGUACGUCUUCGCAGCUCGUGCUGCCGUCGUCACGUGCUCUUCGUUCGAGCUCCUCUUGGUGCUGUUCGGAUCGCUCGGCGACAGCAACAUACUCGCCAAGCUCUUCUACUUCAUCUUCCUCGGAGGCGCAGCGGCCGUCUCCGCUCACAACAUCGCCCUCAACGUGGACGGUCGUGAGGAGAUCAAAAAGGUGCUGGGAUCAACGGAAAAUGAAGUUCGUGGCCGAUCUGCUGCUCUGGUGGCCGUGCCGGCCGUUGCCGGAGUGUUCGUGUUCCUGUGCGUCUCUGGCCACGCUUUCUUCUCGCUCUUCGUGCUCAUCCACGUGCUCGCUUCGGUCGGACAACUCGGACUCGAGGCGUACGAAGUUAGCAAAGGAGGAGCCGGAGCCGGAGCCGGGGCCGAGGUUUCGCAGGUUAUUCAGCAACCACAAGCCCCGCCUGCUCCAGAAGGACAGCCUCAGGCACCACCGGCACCACAGUGA
Molecule: messenger RNA, 513 nt
Organism: Caenorhabditis sp. 36 PRJEB53466
Lineage: Eukaryota; Metazoa; Nematoda; Chromadorea; Rhabditida; Rhabditidae
Source: the annotation of a GenBank genome assembly